AUCAGAAUCCUUCUAGUGAGUACUACUAUUAUUAUAUUUCCACCCACUCACGAAUUAUUAUAUAUUAUCCCCUACUUUGCUGCUCGUGGGUUUGUUUUUUUUUUUUUUCAAAAAAUUAAAUCAAUUUUAUAUAGAGGUGGACGACAAAUGAAGAUUGAAGCUUAUGCUAAUUUUGGGGUGCAUCAACUAACACCAAAUAACUAUGUUUGGAAAGGAAACAAUCGGGCAAUUCACUUGUUUCUAGUAAAGUCUCUUUCACUUGCUAUUUAUAGAGACUCGUAAACGUACUGUAUAUAUGAGCUUUGACAAGUGUGUGUUUAAUGGUAUCGAUAAAUCUGCUUUGACAAGUGUGUGUUUAAUGGUAUCGAUAAAUCUGCUUUGACAAGUGUGUGUUUAAUGGUAUCGAUAAAUCUGCUUUGACAAGUGUGUGUUUAAUGGUAUCGAUAAAUCUGCUUUGACAAGUGUGUGUUUAAUGGUAUCGAUAAAUCUGCUUUGACAAGUGUGUGUUUAAUGGUAUCGAUAAAUCUGCUUUGACAAGUGUGUGUUUAAUGGUAUCGAUAAAUCUGCUUUGACAAGUGUGUGUUUAAUGGUAUCGAUAAAUCUGCUUUGACAAGUGUGUGUUUAAUGGUAUCGAUAAAUCUGCUUUGACAAGUGUGUGUUUAAUGGUAUCGAUAAAUCUGCUUUGACAAGUGUGUGUUUAAUGGUAUCGAUAAAUCUGCUUUGACAAGUGUGUGUUUAAUGGUAUCGAUAAAUCUGCUUUGACAAGUGUGUGUUUAAUGGUAUCGAUAAAUCUGCUUUGACAAGUGUGUGUUUAAUGGUAUCGAUAAAUCUGCUUUGACAAGUGUGUGUUUAAUGGUAUCGAUAAAUCUGCUUUGACAAGUGUGUGUUUAAUGGUAUCGAUAAAUCUUUAAGAGAAAUCGAAGUUGUGGUCCAUUUUUUUGGGGAAUUUCAGACGAGGAAUAGCUGAUGAGCACCAGUUUAUUUGCUUCAGAUUCAGACCAACUAUAACAACAAUUCACCUGAAACCUACUACUUUGUUGUUGCCUCUCAAAGCUUCUGAAAGAUUUGAGUCAAAAUGUCGUCUUCAAGACCUAGCCAAUCUUCCACCACUUCAUCAAGAUCAAAGCACAGUGCUAGGAUCAUUGCACAGACCUCUAUUGAUGCAAAGUUGCAUGCAGACUUUGAGGAGUCAGGUGAUUCCUUUGACUAUUCAAGCUCGGUGAGGGUUACAAAUGUAGCUGAGGGUGAGCAAAGGCCAAAGUCAGACAAAGUUACCACCGCUUACCUUCAUCAGAUCCAAAAGGGCAAGUUUAUCCAGCCAUUUGGUUGUCUGUUAGCCCUGGAUGAGAAAACAUUAAAGGUCAUAGCAUUCAGUGAAAAUGCCCCUGAAAUGCUGACCAUGGUUAGCCAUGCUGUUCCAAGUGUUGGUGAGCAUCCAGUUCUUGGCAUCGGGACUGAUAUCAGAACGAUCUUCACUGGUCCUAGUGGCGCAGCAUUGCAGAAAGCCUUGGGGUUUGGGGAGGUUUCUCUGUUAAAUCCUGUCCUUGUUCACUGCAAAAAUUCUGGGAAGCCAUUUUAUGCAAUUGUUCAUAGGGUUACAGGUAGCUUAAUCAUUGAUUUUGAGCCUGUGAAGCCCUAUGAAGUUCCCAUGACUGCUGCAGGGGCCCUGCAGUCAUAUAAACUUGCAGCCAAAGCCAUUACUCGCUUGCAGUCCUUGCCCAGUGGCAGUAUGGAAAGACUUUGUGACACAAUGGUUCAGGAGGUUUUUGAACUCACAGGUUAUGACAGGGUGAUGGGAUAUAAGUUUCACGAUGAUGAUCAUGGAGAGGUGGUGUCUGAGAUCACAAAGCCUGGCCUCGAGCCUUACCUUGGUUUACAUUAUCCUGCUACGGAUAUUCCACAGGCUGCACGGUUUUUGUUUAUGAAGAAUAAGGUCCGAAUGAUUUGUGAUUGCCGAGCAAAACAUGUGAAGGUAGUCCAAGAUGAGAAGCUUCCAUUUGACUUAACAUUGUGCGGCUCUACUCUUAGGGCCCCUCACUACUGCCAUUUACAGUAUAUGGAGAACAUGAAUUCAAUUGCAUCACUUGUAAUGGCAGUUGUGGUCAAUGACGGGGAUGAAGAAGGAGAAAGCUCUGAUUCUUCACAAUCUCAAAAAAGAAAAAGGCUAUGGGGCCUGGUUGUUUGCCACAACACGACCCCAAGGUUCGUCCCCUUUCCACUGAGGUAUGCAUGUGAGUUUCUUGCACAAGUCUUUGCCAUACACGUUAACAAGGAACUGGAAUUGGAAAAUCAAUUCCUUGAGAAAAAUAUUCUGCGUACUCAGACUCUCUUGUGUGAUAUGCUGAUGCGAGAUGCUCCCCUAGGUAUCGUGUCACAGAGCCCCAACAUUAUGGAUCUCAUCAAAUGUGAUGGUGCUGCUUUGCUCUAUAAGAAUAAGAUACAUCGAUUAGGAAUGAACCCAAGUGACUUUCAGCUGCAUGAUAUAGUAUCAUGGCUUUGUGAGUAUCAUACAGAUUCCACAGGCUUGAGUACGGAUAGCUUGUAUGAUGCUGGGUUUCCUGGGGCUCUUGCUCUUGGUGAUGCAGUCUGUGGUAUGGCGGCUGUAAGAAUAUCUGAUAAGGACUGGCUGUUCUGGUACAGGUCACACACUGCUGCUGAAGUUAGAUGGGGUGGUGCAAAGCAUGAACCUGGUGAGAAGGAUGAUGGCAGGAAAAUGCAUCCUAGGUCAUCAUUCAAAGCAUUCCUGGAAGUUGUCAAGACAAGGAGUAUACCCUGGAAGGACUAUGAGAUGGAUGCAAUCCACUCCUUGCAGCUCAUACUAAGAAAUGCUUUCAAGGAUGCUGAUGCUGUGAAUUCAAAUACAAUUUCCAUCCAUACGAAGCUUAAUGAUCUAAAGAUUGAUGGAAUGCAGGAACUUGAAGCAGUGACAGCUGAAAUGGUCCGCUUAAUUGAAACAGCUUCAGUUCCUAUAUUCGCAGUUGAUGUUGAUGGGCAGGUUAAUGGAUGGAACACUAAAGUUGCUGAAUUAACUGGUCUUCCUGUUGAUGAAGCAAUUGGGAAACAUCUGCUCACUCUCGUGGAGGAUUCAUCAGUUGAUACCGUGAAUAAGAUGUUGGAAUUAGCAUUGCAGGGGAAAGAGGAAAGAAAUGUAGAGUUUGAAAUAAAAACACAUGGGCCGUCGAGGGAUUCUAGUCCAAUCAGCUUAAUCGUGAAUGCAUGUGCAAGCAAAGAUGUUCGGGAUAGUGUUGUGGGUGUGUGUUUUAUUGCUCAGGAUAUAACUGGACAAAAAAGUAUCAUGGACAAGUUCACCCGAAUCGAAGGUGACUAUAGAGCGAUUAUCCAAAAUCCUCACCCAUUGAUCCCACCAAUAUUUGGCACUGAUCAAUUUGGCUGGUGUUCUGAAUGGAACUCUGCGAUGACCAAGUUAACUGGAUGGCGGCGUGAUGAUGUUAUGGAUAAAAUGCUGCUAGGGGAGGUUUUUGGGACACAGGCAGCUUGCUGCCGUCUCAAGAAUCAAGAAGCUUUUGUGAAUUUCGGAGUUAUACUAAACAAUGCUAUCACUGGUCAAGAAUCUGAGAAGAUUCCUUUUGGUUUCUUUGCACGUUACGGGAAAUAUGUGGAGUGCUUACUCUGUGUGAGCAAAAGGUUAGAUAAAGAGGGUGCAGUCACGGGACUCUUUUGUUUCCUGCAGCUUGCAAGCCAUGAGUUGCAACAAGCUCUUCAUGUUCAACGAUUAUCAGAACAAACUGCAUUGAAAAGGUUGAAAGUAUUAGCUUACAUAAGGAGGCAAAUUAGGAAUCCUCUUUCUGGGAUUAUAUUCUCUCGGAAGAUGCUAGAGGGGACUAGCUUGGGCGAAGAGCAGAAAAAUAUACUGCAUACAAGUGCACAGUGUCAGCGUCAGCUCGACAAAAUUCUUGAUGAUACAGAUCUUGAUAGCAUCAUAGAGGGUUAUUUGGAUCUGGAGAUGCUCGAGUUUAAGCUACAUGAGGUAUUGGUAGCAUCCAUAAGUCAAGUCAUGAUGAAGAGCAAUGGAAAGAAUAUAAUGAUCUCGAAUGACAUGGUUGAAGAUCUUCUUAAUGAAACUUUAUAUGGAGAUAGUCCGAGACUUCAACAAGUCCUAGCUAACUUUUUGUUAGUAUCUGUGAACUCUACACCAAGUGGUGGCAAGCUUAGUAUUUCAGGCAAGCUAACUAAAGAUCGCAUAGGAGAAUCUGUUCAGCUUGCUCUCUUGGAAUUCAGGAUAAGACAUACAGGGGGUGGAGUGCCAGAAGAAUUGCUUAGCCAAAUGUUUGGUAGUGAAGCCGAUGCAUCUGAAGAAGGGAUCAGCUUACUUGUCAGCAGAAAACUGGUCAAGCUGAUGAAUGGGGAAGUUCAGUACCUAAGAGAGGCUGGGCGAUCAACUUUCAUUAUAUCCGUUGAACUCGCAGUGGCUACCAAAUCAAGCUGAUGAUUUCAGGACCCUCUUAAGGUCCUAAACUAAUUCUGCAGGUCUGUAUAAUGGAGGAGGAUUUCAAGUUAAAAGUGUUUUAUGAUUUCCCCCGUGUUGUGCUCGUUCUUGUCAUUUUCCCUCCUCUUUGUUACAUUGUUUGCCUUUGGUUUUUGAAAGUCACUUGAACAAUUGCAUCUUCAGCAUUUCAACAUUUCAGUUUCAUUAGAAUCCUGAUCUCACAUGUCAAAAUGCUCAACUUUUUAUCACUUUAGUACCA
This is a messenger RNA of Solanum tuberosum (potato), 4706 nucleotides long. It is a transcript of the gene C-PHYA, whose product is annotated as type A phytochrome. Gene Ontology annotation, molecular function: phosphorelay sensor kinase activity; protein homodimerization activity; photoreceptor activity. NCBI's taxonomy places the organism in Eukaryota, Viridiplantae, Streptophyta, Magnoliopsida, Solanales, Solanaceae. The record is from RefSeq and is a predicted model, not a curated record. Bases 1076 to 4447 code for a protein of 1123 amino acids. Gene Ontology annotation, biological process: protein-tetrapyrrole linkage; detection of visible light; red, far-red light phototransduction. The transcript has 5 exons.